Messenger RNA from Pezoporus occidentalis (night parrot), 2847 nucleotides. RefSeq names its product kelch like family member 33 (gene KLHL33). Gene Ontology annotation, molecular function: protein binding. Lineage: Eukaryota; Metazoa; Chordata; Aves; Psittaciformes; Psittacidae. The transcript has 4 exons. The record is from RefSeq and is a predicted model, not a curated record. The coding region runs from base 288 to 2543 and encodes 751 amino acids.
CCGCGCUGGGAGAUGGGGCUGUGGGGCUGCAGGGUGCACUUUGGGUCGGUGGCUUCAUCCUGAGGGUUCAGCCAUGAGGCAGGUGAGGGCCACCAGCCUCAGCUACAAGGCAGCAGCGUGGCCUCUGCUCUCGCCCAUGGGGCUGCAGUUUUUGCAAGAGGCAUCAGCUUCAGUUGUGGGGCAGUAGCAAAGCCUGGUGGCCGCAGCUAUGGGGUGGAGGCGUUGGCAAUGGACCCCAUGGCUCUCAGUGCAGGGCAGUGCCAUGUCCCCAGGCAGAGGCUCUGGCUAUGGGAUGGGUUUUCAGCACUGACCCUGCUCCGUGUGUUCCCGCAGGCAAGAUGUGGGUUGCAGAGGGGCCGGCCCCGGCCCAGUGGAACCUGUGGGACAGGGCCCAUGCCCGACACGUCCUGGCCACGGCUGACGACCUCCGCGCCACGGGGCAGCUCGUGGACGUGUGCGUGGGCCCAGAGGGUGACAUGGCGCACGCUGUGGUCCUGGCCUCCGUCAGCUCCUUCUUCCUUCGCUUCCUGGAGGGAAGGAGCAGGGAGCAGCACCAGGCCCCCCCGCCCCGUGUCCCCCUGCCCCCCGGGGCCACGCUGUGGGGCUGGAGGGCCGUGCUCGCCUUUGCCUAUGGCGGAACCGUGCCCCGCGGCCGCAGGAAGGAGGUGGAGGAGGCUGCCCGGGUUCUGGGGGCCCCGCGGGUGGCGGCCGCCUGCGCCCUGUGCCUGGAUGGGGACUCCCAGGAGGGGGGUCCCGAGGCCCUGGAGGAGCAGUGGGAGACGCUCAGAGCCAUGGGGCAGCUCCACGCCAGGGGCCUGGGCUGCGACCUCCAGCUCCAGGCAGGGGACGAGGUCAUCGCAGUUCAGCGCCUGGCCCUGAGCUGCUCCUGCGACUUCUUCCGCGCGCUCUUCACGUGCCCCAUGCGGGAGGCCACGCACGACCCCGCCGCCCCGCUGGCCACGGGGCUGUCCCCCGCCGAGCUGCGCCUGCUCCUCGCCUUCGCCUACACCGGGGCCGUGGCCGGGCCCUGGGCCGCGGUGCUGGAGGCAGCCGAGACCUCCCUGCGCUACCAGGCCUGGGGGCUCCUCACGCUCUGCAUGGAUGUCUUCACCCGCGGCCUGACCCCGGGCACUGGCCCAGACGUCCUGGCCUUCGCCGUGGAUUACGGGCUGGCCCAGGUGAGCCGCGUGGCAGAGGACUACAUCUUGGCCACCUUCCCCAGCGUGGUGGCCACGCCGGCCUUCCUGGAUCUCCCUGCGCACGUCCUCAUCCGCCUCCUCCGUUCCGACGCUCUCAACGUCCUUCACGAGCUGGAGGCUUUGGAAGCAGCGUCCCGGUGGCUUCUGGCCAACGGAGACGGCCAAGAGGAUGUGGCCAAGGAAGUCCUGGCCUCUGUUCGCUUCGCCCUCAUGUCCACGUGGGAGCUGAAGAAGGUGCCGUCGGUGACUGCAGGGGUGGCGGACCCAAAGGUCGUCCGGGAGCUCAUAGUGGCCAGCUUGGCCCCCAUGGCCCAGCUGCCGUGUCGGGUGCGGUCCCUGCAGGAGGUGGUCGUGGUUUGCGGUGGGGAAAAGCUGGCGUCCAACCUGGCCGUCCGCAAGCCCAGCGAGCGCCUCUGGUUCGCCCACCGCUACCUCAGCGCUGUGGGGCUGGUGAAGAAGGUGGAGUGGAGGGCGCUGGGGCACUUCCCUGACGGCCCGCGCUUCCGCCACGCCAUAGCGGUGGUGGGCAACACCCUCUACAUCCUGGGCGGAAAGCACUACUACGGGGUCCGCGACACCCUGGCCAGUGUCUACAGGUACCAGCCCCUGGACGGCUCCUGGGAGCGCUUGGCCAGCAUGAGCUGCGGACGGAGCUACUUCCCUGCCGUGGCUCUUGGCGAUUCCAUCUACGCGCUGGGGGGCAGCUCUGGGGAGCUCUACUGCACAGACACCGUGGAGUGCUACGACGUGGCCACCGACACCUGGAGGCGGUGCCAGCCCCUGCCCAUGGCCCUGUGUGGGCACGCGGCGUGUGCCCUGGAUGGUGCCCUCUACGUGUCGGGGGGCUGUGAUGAGGCAUCCCAGUGCCAGGCGUCCCUCCUGCGCUACGUCCCGGGUGCUGCUGCCAAGCUCCUGGCCCCCAUGAAUGGCCCCCGGGCUGGGCACAUCAUGGAGGAGGCGGGCGGGCAGCUCUACGUGGCGGGGGGGCUGUGCCAGCGCGCCGGGCAGACGGGCUACAGGGACCAGCUGGCCUUUGAGGUCUACAGCCCCAAGCUGGACGCCUGGGUCCUGCUCAGCCCCCUGCCCCGCGCCCACGUCGUUGGGGGUGCGGCUGUGGUGGGGGGGGAGCUGCUCGUCCUGGGUGGGUACAGCCAUGAGACCUACCAGGACACCCACCUGAUCCAUGCCUACCAGCCCGGUGCCCGGCGCUGGAUCACCCGGGGCACCUUGCCCCAUGCCUACACUGAGCUCCAAGCUUGUGUCCUCACUCUCCCCCCUGCCCUGCGUGGCCCCAGCUGCCUCGAGGACCCCUCGAGGUCACCUGAAACCCCCAACAGUGCUUAGGGAGGCUUCAAAGCUCUGCACCCCAGGUACCCUGGCAUCCCUCGGUAUCCUCCAUGGGCACCUCUGUGGGACAAAGUCACCCCCAGAUCCCUCCUUCAGAAGGGGUUCUCCCCGUGGUUUCCAGCAGUGCCGCACCCCAGGGUAGGUGCCCUAGACUGUGGGGACCCCAUGGGACAGACCCCCCCCCACCGCAACCCUGUGCCUCCGGGGAUACUCACUCUCUGCUCCGAGCCCUUACUGGGAGAUGGGGAUCCCCCAGUUCUCCCCCAUACUUGGGUGGAAUAAAAGUGGCUCUGGAACCGCC